AUGCGGAUUCAGAGCGCAAAAGGUUUUCGUGCAGGGCCAGCGCUGGCUCUCACUUGCUUGCUGGUCAGUGCUCUCUCGAGUGCCUACGGCAAGCGAAAGCUCAAGGAACAAGAAAUCAUCCAGCGCAUUCUGCACAACUACGAUUGGCGAGUACGACCGAGGGGAUUGAACGUCUCGUGGCCAGAUACCGGCGGUCCAGUUUUGGUGACAGUAAAUAUCUACCUGAGAUCCAUUUCGAAGAUAGACGACGUCAACAUGGAGUACAGCACCCAGUUCACUUUCCGAGAAGAGUGGGUAGAUGCUCGCCUUGCCUACGGCCGCUUUGAGGAUGAUUCCACCGAAGUGCCCCCAUUCGUCGUACUCGCUACCAGCGAGAAUUCGGAUCAAUCUCAACAGAUCUGGAUGCCAGACACUUUUUUCCAGAAUGAAAAAGAAGCACGGCGUCACCUCAUCGACAAACCGAAUGUGCUGAUUCGAAUCCACAAGGACGGCUCCGUCCUAUACAGUGUCAGGUGGGUCAAACGCACUCGCACCGACGGCGAAGUGCAGACGCUCGAAGAUGACCUUUUAAUGAUGGCCUUUUGA
Angiostrongylus costaricensis is the source of this 585-nucleotide messenger RNA. NCBI's taxonomy places the organism in Eukaryota, Metazoa, Nematoda, Chromadorea, Rhabditida, Metastrongylidae. The record is from the annotation of a GenBank genome assembly.